Messenger RNA from Trichoderma virens Gv29-8, 2724 nucleotides. RefSeq lists its product as uncharacterized. The record is from RefSeq and is a predicted model, not a curated record. The transcript is spliced from 2 exons. Lineage: Eukaryota; Fungi; Ascomycota; Sordariomycetes; Hypocreales; Hypocreaceae. The annotation marks the transcript as partial.
AUGGCGCAGCCCACGCCCGACGAUGCGAAUGUCGUCACCAUGCCCGACAGCCCAGCCAGCGGGCAUCUUGUUGCGUCGGGCAAGCGGAAGCGCGACAAUGGCGACGGCGACGGCGACGGCAUGGACGUCGACGUAGACAAGGUCCAUGACGAGGGCCGGGACGGCAACCAGGGCGACCGCACAAAAGAGCCGGCCGAGGACACGGCUAAAACUAGGGAGCUUGUCAAGGCCUUCUUUGAGGUUCUGCGAAGUUUCGCCAUCGGCCCCUCCAUCCUCGACCGCCCACUACCGCUGCCAGAGCCGGCUUCUGAAGAUGAACCCCAGGCAAAGCGCCAGAAAUCGGCCGAGCCGCCUAUCAAACAAUCCAUUGCCGACAAGGUGGCAGCCGACGCUUAUUCCUCCCUCGACGCCAUAGCUGCGGACAUCUCUUCCGCCGUCAAAUCAUCACUGUCUGAAAUGGACCCGGCCUCUUCGGAUUCCGGUGCGAGAGCUGUGACCCUUAAAAGGGCUGCGCAAAUCAACGAAUUCUGGGAUAGAGCCUCGGACCUCGCCCGCCGCGAAAAAGCAUACCCGAAAACGCGGCAGGAGCCUGCAAACGGAGAGGCCGAGUCGCAUACUGCGUCGGAGAAGAGCGAAAUGGUUUUAUCGCUCGUCGGCUAUGCGCCUCAAGAAAGGCGCUUGUUUUCCAGUUUACCGCUGUCCAAGGAUGUUGACUUGUCCGACGUUAACCUCCCGCCGGGCGUGUCCAUCACCCGAGUUAUUCCCUCCAACCCCCAGGACCGGACGCAAACUCUCGGCGAGCUGUUUGCUCCGCCGCGUCCUCUCCCGCCUCUCCAGCCGCCAAAGCAACCGAAAACCCAGGCCAAGGGAAACCGUUUGGAUUUCUAUCAUCCCCACCUGACGGACAGCUCCCGGUACCGGGGCAACUCGUACUUCAACACGAAACUGUCUACUGGCUACUAUCUGGACUACAGUCAGGCCGCGCCUUCAUGGCAGACGAAGACGAAGCAACAUGAACGUGCGCAAAGUCUCGCUGGUCGAAAACCCUCACUUUCCGAGUUGGAAAUGUCGGAGAUGGAGACCCUGUUCCGAGGGGCCUUUUCCACAUUUGCACCGUGCAAAGACGAUGCUGCUGCAGUAGUGCCAUCCAGCGUUGCCGGCCGGAUUUGGUGGCAGCGCAGUGGCAAGCAGAGCUUCCAGAGAAUGAUUGAGGUAGAAUAUUAUGGUGACCUCCAAGAUGCAGAACCCGUCGAUGCAACCCAAUCAAUGGAGGUGGACGAAUCAGCAGUGCAAGACGCAAUUGAUAAUUGGGACGAGACUGUCAUUGAUCCUUCCCUGGAAGACAUCAUGGGAUCCAAGCACGACGAGCAGGACAAGGAGGCUGACGAAAUCCUCGAGGAGGUUAGCGAUCUAAUCGAGACUCUGGCUUCUUACCAGCGCAUCCGCAACCUAACGCUGCCCAACUCACAAAACCGCCAGUCCAGCGACCCGGUGAAUGGGGACAUGCUGGCCAAUGCCGGGCCACAGCCUUCGGAAGAAGAACAUGCUACUUACUACAUGCUCAAGGCUCAAUUGGCUCUCAUCAUCAAGACGCUACCGCCGUACGCAGUGGCUAAGCUGAACGGCGACCAGCUAGACGAUCUACUCAUCAGCACCAAGAUCAUGGUCCACACUGACCAAUACAUGGGGACGAUGGAUGAAGACGAGGCGAGCGCGCAAGCCCGAUUGAAAGCACAACAGCAAGCUGCCCAAGCUGCCCAAGCAGCACAGGCCAAUGCUAGACCUCCACCGCAGCGUACGCCCAGCGUCUCUGCCGUACCGUAUCCUAACCAGUACGCGGCGGCAGCGCCACCGAACCAGUAUGGCACGCCGAACCGAGCUGCACCCCCUCCGCCUCCGCAAUAUUACCGCCCUACACCGGCUCCCAACUACCAGCAGCCUCGCAACCUGGGACCGCCAGCUCCCCAUCAGCCAAGGCCACAGCCGAACCAGUAUACCCGUACCAAUGGCUAUCCCAACCAGUACGCUACCCAGCUUGCUAAAGCACAAACCCCAUACGGUCAUCAAAGCUUGCCGCAACAGUACGCGACCCAGCAGAGGCCAAACUAUGGGCAGAUGCCACAGCAAGGCACCCCAAAUGCUCGAUACACCUUUCAGCCAAACUACCAGCAUCAGCCAGCCUCGCCAGCGCCCCCAAACUACGGCCCUUACGCCAAUAGCCCAGCCGCGAUCCCAGCCAGAACCAUGUCCCCUCAGGUGGGAAACCGGCAAACAUUCAGCCCAUCACCUGCCGUGCCACAGAACCAGGGAUACCAGGCCCCAACCCCAACCAUGGCCAGCCAGAUGAACAGGUUUCCGAGCGGCUCGAGCCAGACCGGGACCCACAGCCAGAGCCCCGGCUUGACUGGAUACCAUACCGUCAUCCCUGAGGCUCAGCAACAGCGGAUACUGGACCAGGCCAAGGCUCGUGUGGCGGCCCAGGAGAGAUCGGCCAUGUUUACCGACAGACUGUCGCAAGCUGGCGUCUCGUCAGGCUUCUCAGGCAUGGGGGUUGAUGCCAGUCGGCUCGCGGCCAUCCGGGCGACCGUGGCUAACCAGAACAAACCGCAGACGCCCACCCCUCCGAAACCUGGCGUGAACGGCACAGCAGGAACGGCACACGUACCUUACAAGGUGACUCCCGUGCCCGUGCCUGUGAUUCCUACUUUGCAGCGCAAACCGACU